AUGCCUCUACCUUUUGGGUUAAAAUUGAAACGAACUCGACGUUACACGGUGUCCAGCAAGAGUUGCUUGGUGGCUCGUAUCCAGCUGCUCAACAAUGAAUUUGUGGAGUUCACGCUCUCGGUGGAAAGCACGGGCCAGGAAAGCCUGGAAGCAGUGGCUCAGAGGCUUGAACUGCGGGAGAUUACAUAUUUCAGUCUAUGGUAUUAUAAUAAGCAGAAUCAGCGCAGAUGGGUAGAUUUGGACAAGCCUCUGAAAAAGCAGCUGGAUAAAUAUGCCUUGGAGCCAACUGUGUAUUUUGGAGUAGUCUUCUAUGUGCCUACUGUUUCUCAGCUUCAGCAGGAGAUUACCAGGUAUCAGUAUUAUUUGCAAUUAAAGAAAGAUAUCUUGGAGGGCAACAUUCCAUGCACACUGGAACAGGCAAUACAUCUGGCUGGUUUAGCUGUUCAGGCUGAUUUUGGAGACUAUGAUCAGUAUGAAUCUCAGGAGUUUCUGCAAAGAUUUGCUUUGUUUCCAGUGGGCUGGCUACAAGAAGAAAAAAUACUGGAAGAAGCAACACAGAAGGUUGCUUUGCUACAUCAGAAGUACAGAGGCCUUACUCCUCCUGAUGCCGAAAUGUUAUAUAUGCAGGAAGUAGAAAGAAUGGAGGGCUAUGGUGAGGAGACCUAUCCUGCAAAGGACAGCCAAGGCAGUGACAUAUUCAUUGGAGCAUGUCUUGAUGGUAUCUUCGUAAAACACAAAAAUGGUCGUCCUCCUGUUGUCUUUAGGUGGCAUGAUAUUGCCAACAUGUCUCACAACAAAUCCUUUUUUGCAUUAGAGCUGGGAAACAAAGAAGAGACAAUCCAGUUCCAAACUGAAGAUAUGGAAACAGCAAAAUAUGUAUGGAGGAUGUGUGUGGCUAGACACAAAUUUUACAGACUAAAUAAAUGCAGCCUACAAACCCAGCCUGUUACAGUGAAUCCUGUUAGAAGGCGGUCUUCAUCUAGGAUGUCUAUGCCCAAGCCUCAGCCUUACAUGAUGCCUCCACCACCUCAGCUGCAUUACAAUGGUCAUUAUACUGAACCGUAUGCAUCGUCCCAAGAUAACCUCUUUGUAAGCAAUCAGAAUGGAUACUACUGUCACUCUCAAACUAGCUUGGAUAGAACCCCUCAUGACUACAGUGGUCGGAUCCGCAAUGGUAGUGUCUAUAGCGCACACAGCACAAACUCCUUGAACAAUCCACAGCAUUACUUGCAGCCAUCCCCCAUGUCCUCUAACCCAAGCAUUACUGGAAGCGAUGUCCUCAGACCGGAUUAUAUCCCAUCACACAGGCACAGUGCACUCAUACCACCUUCUUAUCGCCCCACGCCGGACUAUGAAACUGUGAUGAGACAACUCAACAGGGGAAUGGUGCACACAGAUAGGCAGAGUCAUUCAAUGAGAAAUCUUAACAUCAGCAAUUCCUAUGCUUACAGCAGGCCUGAUGCCUUAGUUUACAGUCAACCUGAAAUACGAGAACAUGCUCACUUCACUUCUCCACAAUCUAACCACUAUCCAUUUAACCUGAACUACAGUUUUCAUAGCCAGUCCCCCUAUCCUUACCCUGCUGAAAAGCGCCCAGUUGUUGGGGCAGUCAGUGUACCUGAGUUGACAAAUGUGCAGCUCCAGGCUCAGGACUAUCCAGCACCAAAUAUAAUGAAGACCCAAGUCUAUCGACCACCACCCCCAUACCCGUACCCAAGACCUGCAAAUAGUACUCCAGACCUUUCACGACAUAUCUACAUUAGCAGCAGCAACCCAGAUCUUAUCACAAGGCGAGUGCACCAUUCUGUCCAGACAUUUCAGGAAGACAGCCUACCUGUGGCACAUUCUCUUCAGGAAGUCAGUGAACCUCUAACAUCAGCACGCCAUGCUCAGCUGCAGAAAAGGAACAGCAUUGAAAUAGCAGGCUUAACUCCCAGCUUUGAAGGAAUAAGAAUUAAAGAGAGGACCAUGUCAGCUUCUGCAGCGGAUGUGACUCUUCCGAGAGUUAUUUCAGAAGGGUCACAGCCCAACAUUCUGAUGGAGAGAAAAAAGCAAAAAGAAAGCGAGCAAGAAGAAAGUGUGAACUGUGAUCAUAAGAAAACCCUUUCAGAUGCCACUAUGCUGAUUCACAGUAGUGAGGAGGAAGAAGAAUUUGAAGAAGAAAACAAGGCUAGUUCAAGUCUUUCUCCUCUCCCAGAAGAUCAAACCCAACUUUCAUCUGUUAUGGGUGGUUAUUCCCAUGAUUCAGUUCUGAACUACCCUUAUAGCUCUGUUCCUUCAUCUGCUGGCCCGUUGCAUAUUCUUGAGCCUAAAUUACAUAUUACAGAGACAGAAAAGAGAAUGAAAGAUAUGAGCCCUGUCCACUUACUAGUAGAAAGUCAGGUACAGAGAAGAGGAGAAGGACUGCUUACUCCAUCUAUGUCGGAAUCUGAUCUUACAACAUCAGGGAGAUACAGAGUAAGGAAAGAUUCAGUAAAGAAGAGACCUGUGUCUGAUCUUUUGUCUGGGAAGAAGAAUAUUGUGGAAGGCCUUCCCCCGCUAGGUGGCAUGAAAAAGAAUAAAAAUGAUGCAAAAAAAAUAGGGCCUCUAAAGCUAGCUGCCCUAAAUGGACUAACCUUGACUAGAAUGCCUCUGCCAGAUGAGGGGAAGGAAGAAUCAACAAGAGCAACAAAUGAUGAACGGUGUAAAGUUCUGGAACACCGGUUAGAGCAGGGGAUGGUGUUUACUGAGUAUGAGCGCAUUCAGAAAAAAAGACUCAUAGAUGGUGAGUGCUCAAUAGCUCGGCUUCCUGAAAAUGCUGAAAGAAACCGGUUCCAGGAUGUCCUUCCUUAUGAUGAUACCAGAGUAGAGCUAGUCCCAACCAAAGAAAAUAACACGGGUUACAUCAAUGCAUCUCAUAUCAAGAUCUCCGUUGGUGGCAUAGAGUGGGAUUACAUUGCUACGCAGGGCCCUUUGCAGAACACAUGUCAGGAUUUCUGGCAAAUGAUCUGGGAACAAGGGAUUGCCAUCAUAGCUAUGGUGACAGCAGAAGAAGAAAGUGGGCGAGAAAAAAGCUUCAGAUACUGGCCACGUCUUGGUUCAAGACACAAUACUGUAACUUAUGGAAGAUUUAAGAUAACCACACGAUUCCGUACUGACUCAGGCUGCUAUGCAACCACGGGUUUGAAGAUUAAACAUCUUCUCACAGGACAGGAGAGAACAGUUUGGCAUCUGCAGUAUACAGACUGGCCAGAGCAUGGCUGUCCAGAGGAUUUAAAGGGAUUUCUAUCAUACUUGGAAGAGAUACAGUCAGUGCGGCGCCAUACGAACAGCACUGCGGAUCCUAAAAACUCCAAUCCUCCUGUACUGGUCCAUUGCAGUGCAGGUGUGGGACGAACAGGAGUGGUCAUACUGUCAGAGAUCAUGAUUGCUUGCUUGGAACACAAUGAGAUGCUGGACAUCCCACACGUGCUGGACAUGUUGAGGCAGCAGAGAAUGAUGAUGGUGCAGACUCUCUCGCAGUACACUUUUGUCUAUGGAGUUCUCAUUCAGUUUCUCAAAAGUUCUAGACUUAUAUAAUCCAUGCCUCUUCCUAAGGGACACUGCAAUAGUUUACAGAAAGAAAAUGAUGGUUGUCCAAGCAGACCUGCUUUCACUGGUAUUUUCUUCAUAUGAGGAAUCAUGCAGUUACCUUUUAGGGCUGGUAUG
Chaetura pelagica (chimney swift) is the source of this 3687-nucleotide messenger RNA. It is a transcript of the gene PTPN21, whose product is annotated as protein tyrosine phosphatase, non-receptor type 21. Gene Ontology annotation, biological process: protein dephosphorylation. NCBI's taxonomy places the organism in Eukaryota, Metazoa, Chordata, Aves, Apodiformes, Apodidae. Gene Ontology annotation, molecular function: protein tyrosine phosphatase activity. Bases 1 to 3558 code for a protein of 1185 amino acids. The transcript has 18 exons. The record is from RefSeq and is a predicted model, not a curated record. Gene Ontology annotation, cellular component: cytoskeleton.